This is a messenger RNA of Neltuma alba, 939 nucleotides long. RefSeq lists its product as uncharacterized. The transcript is spliced from 9 exons. The coding region runs from base 1 to 939 and encodes 312 amino acids. Lineage: Eukaryota; Viridiplantae; Streptophyta; Magnoliopsida; Fabales; Fabaceae. The record is from RefSeq and is a predicted model, not a curated record.
AUGGAGGGUCACUAUAAUUUUCAGAUAUUACUUCCGGCUGGCUUGUUGACACCACAGUCUCAUCAUCAGCUUGUUUCUCCGACGGGGAAGCUGUCUAUAUGCCCGGUCGGGGAUGUGGUUAGGUCGAUAGUGGAAGAUUUCAGCGGGACAAUUCCGCUUGACACUCGGAAUGUACAAAGCAACGUCGAAGGACACCACCAAAACGCCGCACUGAUUUCUGUGUUUAUGCGCAGUCCUGCUUGCCUCUCCAACCCAGUUUCUUCACAUGGUUCAUCUUCUGGAGAAGUUAGAUUGGACAAUGUCUCCGCAAACAGUUUACAUGAGGAUAGAAUGAAAGAACAAUUCCUUGAAGAUACACUUGUUAAAUGCAGUGGUUCUCAUAGGGAUGAAAAUCUUGAUGUUCCAGCAUCUGAAGUUGAAUCGGUUAUCCAAGAUGAAGCUCUUGACCUUGGCAGCAAUAGGGAUGGUAAACGAGGGAAAAAUAACACACUCAAGGUAUCAGAAUCGACACAACAGGAGUCACCUGUUACUGACAGCAAUUGUAUUACUAUAACCCCGGGGAGUGUUGUAUGGGCAAAAACAUCAUGUCAAGUGUGGUGGCCUGCGGAGAUCAUGGAAGAAAGACCCACCUUAGCAGGCCAGACCUGCGAUGGACAUGUCUUGGUGCAGUUUUAUGGGAAUCAACCCUGUGCUUGGAUUGAUCCAGUGAAAGAUCUUUCAGCAUUUGAGGAUUCUUUUGAAGAAAGGAGCGGUAACCCUGCAAAAGAUUUCCAAGAUGCUCUAAAACAAGCUUUGCAGAGGAAGGAACAACUUAUUUCGCACAGCAAGUCCAGUCCCCAAAGGACUGUUCGCUCGGAUCUGCAAGAUCACUCAUGUGGUAUAAGAUUGCUAUUUAACUUUCAAACUAAUAUCCUUCUCCUUGUCAAUGCAUUGAAAUAA